Molecule: messenger RNA, 7552 nt
Organism: Leopardus geoffroyi (Geoffroy's cat)
Lineage: Eukaryota; Metazoa; Chordata; Mammalia; Carnivora; Felidae
Gene: LRRK1
Product: leucine rich repeat kinase 1
Exons: 34
Coding region: 291-6332 (2013 amino acids)
Biological process (GO): protein phosphorylation
Molecular function (GO): protein kinase activity; ATP binding; protein binding
Source: RefSeq, a predicted model, not a curated record
CGGCCCCGGCGCGCGGGGCCGGAGGCGCAGGGGGGGCGGAGGGCAGGGGGACGGCCAGGCCCCGGCCCGCUGGAGUCCGCCCCUCCCGGCCCGCGGGCCCAGCCCCUUGUCCCAGGCGCCCGGGGCCGUGCCCCGCCGCUGCCGCCGCCGCCACCGCCGCCGCCGCCGCAGAACGAGACUGCUUUCUGCUCAGCCAUGACGGCGUGUCUGUGCCUCAGUCCACCCUCCGCGCAGCGGUGGCGGCGGUGACCCUGGCCAAAACUGACUUGGAGAAUAGCCACCGAGGGUUGAUGGCUGGCAUGUCUCGGCGACCUCCCAGCAUGUACUGGUGUGUGGGUCCAGAGGGCUCAGCUGUGUGUCCAGAACGUGCCAUGGAGACCCAUAAUGGUGCUGGGGACAUGGGCAGCAAACCGUCCACACCAGGCAGUGACCCCACAGCGCGGUGCCCGGGGACGGAGGGCAUUCACGCUGCAUACAAGCAAGGAGACCCCAGCAGGGCCCGGCACUUGCUCCGGGAGGCUUGUGAUGACAGCACAUCCCAGCUGGAGAAGGGCCGGCUUCUGAGCAUCUCAGCGGCCUAUGGGGAUCUGGAGACCGUCCGAUACCUUCUCACCGAGAGACGGGUGGAGCUGCCCACGGAGCCCACUGAUGACAACCCAGCUGUGGUGGCAGCGCAUUUUGGGCACACUGACGUCGUGCAGGAAUUGCUUGAAUCUUUGCCAGGUCCCUGCAGCCCCCAGAGGCUGCUGAACUGGAUGCUGGCCUUGGCUUGCCAACGAGGGCAUCUGGGAGUGGUGAAGCUCCUGGUCCUGACACAUGGGGCCGACCCGGAAAGCUACGCAGUCAGGAAGAACGAGUUUCCUGUCAUUGUGCGCUUGCCUCUCUAUGCGGCCAUCAAGUCAGGAAAUGAAGACAUCGCCAUAUUCCUGCUUCGGCAUGGGGCCUUCUUCUGUUCCUACAUCUUAUUGGACAGUCCUGACCCCAGCAAACAUCUCCUCAGGAAGUACUUCAUUGAGGCUAGCACCUUGUCCAGCAACUGUCCGGGAAAAAUGGCGCUGCGUGUGAAAUGGUCCCAUCUCAAGUUGCCCUGGGUGGAUCUAGACUGGCUCAUAGACAUCUCCUGCCAGAUCACAGAGCUGGACCUUUCUGCCAAUUGCCUGUCUUCCCUCCCCUCCGUCAUCCCCUGGGGACUCAUCAACCUCCGGAAGCUGAACCUCUCCAACAACCACCUGGGGGAGCUGCCUGGCGUGCAGUCAUCGGAUGAAAUCAUCUGUUCCAGGCUCCUGGAAAUUGACAUCUCCAGCAAUAAAUUGCCCCAUCUCCCACCAGGAUUCUUGCACCUCUUAAAACUCCAAAAAUUGACAGCUUCAAAAAACUACUUGGAAAAGUUGUUUGAAGAAGAAAGUGCCACUAACUGGAUCGGUUUGCGGAAGCUGCAGGAACUCGACAUCUCUAACAAUAAAUUGACGGAACUCCCUGCCGUUUUCCUUCAUUCUUUCAAGUCACUCAGUUAUCUGAAUGUCUCCAGAAAUAACCUGAAGGUGUUUCCAGAUGCCUGGGCCUGCCCUUUGAAAUGUUGUAGAGCAUCCAAAAAUGCCCUGGAAUCUCUACCAGACAAAAUGGCUGUCUUUUGGAAAAACCACCUCAGGGAUGUGGAUUUCUCAGAAAACGCUCUCAAAGAAGUCCCCCUGGGGCUUUUCCAGCUCGAUGCCCUCAUGUUCCUGAGGUUACAGGGCAACCAGCUCAUGGUGCUGCCACCUCAAGAUAAGUGGACCUGUAGACAACUUAAAACCCUGGAUCUCUCCAAAAACCAAUUUGGCAAAAAUGAAGACGGACUUAAAACAAAGCGUAUUUCCUUUUUCACCACCAGAGGGCGCCAGCGUUCUGGGACGGAGACAGCCGGUGUGCUGGAAUUUCCGGCCUUCCUAAGUGAGUCUUUGGAAGUCCUUUGUCUGAACGACAAUCAUCUGGAUGCAGUCCCUCCCUCGGUUUGCCUACUGAAGAGCUUAUCAGAACUCUACUUGGGAAACAAUCCUGGCCUCCGAGAGCUCCCUCCUGAGCUGGGGCAGCUGGGCAACCUUUGGCAGUUGGACAUUGAAGACCUGAACAUCAGCAACGUGCCCACGGAGAUCAGAAAGGAAGGCCCCAAAGCGAUGUUGUCUUACCUGCGCGCUCAGCUGCGGAAAGCAGAGAAGUGCAAGCUGAUGAAAAUGAUCAUCGUGGGUCCUCCGCGCCAGGGCAAGUCCACCCUCCUGGAGAUCUUACAGACGGGGAGGGCCCCCCAGGUGGUGCACAGCGAGGCCACCAUCAGGACCACCAAGUGGGAGCUCCAGAGGCCAGCUGGCUCGAGAGCCAAGGUUGAGUCCGUGGAAUUCACCGUCUGGGACAUCGGUGGCCCCGCCAGCAUGGCCACUGUCAAUCAGUGCUUCUUCACAGACAAGGCCCUGUAUGUGGUGGUCUGGAACCUGGCGCUGGGGGAGGAGGCCGUGGCCAACCUCCAGUUCUGGCUGCUCAACAUCGAGGCCAAGGCCCCCAACGCUGUGGUGCUGGUGGUAGGAACACACCUGGACUUAAUCGAAACCAAAUUCCGAGUGGAGAGAAUCGCAACCCUGCGCGCCUACGUGCUGGCGUUGUGCCGCUCGCCCUCCGGGUCCAGGGCCACGGGCUUCCCGGACAUCACCUUCAAACACUUACACGAGCUCUCCUGCAAGAGUCUGGAAGGCCAGGAAGGGCUACGGCAGCUGAUCUUCCACGUCACGUGCAACAUGAAGGAUGUGGGCAGCACCAUAGGCUGCCAGAGACUCGCGGGGAGGCUGAUCCCUAGGAGCUACCUGAGCCUCCAGGAGGCAGUGCUGGCCGAGCAGCAGCGCCGAAGCCUGAGCGACGACGUGCAGUACCUGACGGACAGGCAGCUGGAGCAGCUGGUGGAGCAAACACCAGACAACGACAUCAAAGACUAUGAGGACCUGCAGUCCGCCAUCAGCUUCCUCAUAGAGACUGGCACCCUGCUUCACUUCCCGGACACCAGCCACGGCCUGAGGAACCUCUACUUCCUCGACCCCAUUUGGCUGUCCGAAUGUCUGCAGAGGAUCUUCAACAUCAAGGGCUCCCGCUCCGUGGCCAAGAACGGGGUGAUCCGGGCCGAGGACCUCAGGAUGCUGCUGGUGGGGACCGGCUUCACACAGCAGACAGAGGAGCAGUACUUCCAGUUCCUGGCCAAGUUCGAGAUCGCCCUGCCGGUGGCCAACGACAGCUAUCUUCUGCCACACCUCCUUCCGUCCAAACCCGGCCUGGACACUCACGGCAUGCGACACCCCAAGGCCAAUACCAUUCAGAGAGUGUUUAAGAUGAGCUUCGUUCCUGUUGGCUUCUGGCAAAGGUUUAUAGCACGGAUGCUGAUCAGCCUGGCGGAGAUGGACCUCCAGCUUUUUGAAAACAAGAAGAAUACUAAAAGCAGACACAGGAAAGUCACCAUUUAUAGUUUUACAGGAAACCAGAGAAAUCGCUGCAGUACGUUCAGAGUGAAAAGAAAUCAGACCAUCUAUUGGCAGGAAGGGCUCCUGGUCACCUUUGAUGGGGGCUACCUCAGUGUGGAAUCCUCGGACGUGAACUGGAAAAAGAAGAAAAGUGGAGGAAUAAAAAUCAUUUGCCAGUCAGAAAUGAGGGACUUCUCUGCAAUGGCUUUUAUCACAGACCAUGUCAAUUCCUUGAUCGAUCAGUGGUUUCCUGCCCUGACAGCCACAGAAAGCGACGGGACCCCACUCAUGGAGCAGUACGUCCCCUGCCCAGUCUGCGAGACCUCCUGGGCCCAGCACACCGACCCGAGUGAGAAAUCGGAGGGCGUACAGUACUUCGACAUGGAAGACUGCGUGCUGACAGCCAUUGAGCAGGACUUCAUCUCCUGCCCCAGACACCCUGACCUCCCCGUGCCUCUCCAGGAGCUGGUUCCUGAGCUGUUCAUGACUGACUUCCCGGCCAGGCUCUUCCUGGAGAACAGCAAGUUGGAGCACAGCGAGGAUGAGAGCAGUGUCCUGGGUCAAGGUGGGAGCGGCACCAUCAUCUACAGGGCCCGGUACCAAGGCCAGCCCGUGGCAGUGAAGCGAUUCCAGAUCAAGAAAUUCAAGAACUUUGCCAACGCCCCAGCAGACACCAUGCUGAGGCACCUGCGGGCCACAGACGCCAUGAAGAACUUCUCGGAGUUCCGGCAAGAGGCCAGCAUGCUACACGCCCUGCAGCACCCCUGCAUUGUGUCCCUCAUCGGCAUCAGCAUCCACCCGCUCUGCUUCGCCCUGGAGCUCGCCCCACUGGGUAGCCUCAACACCGUGCUGUCAGAGAAUGCCAGAGAUUCUUCCUUUAUGCCCCUGGGACACAUGCUCACCCAAAAAAUAGCCUACCAGAUUGCCUCUGGCCUGGCCUACCUGCACAAGAAAAACAUCAUCUUCUGUGACCUGAAGUCGGACAACAUUCUGGUCUGGUCUCUGGACGUCAAGGAGCACAUCAACAUCAAGCUGUCGGACUAUGGGAUCUCACGGCAGUCAUUUCAUGAGGGUGCCCUCGGCGUGGAGGGCACGCCCGGCUACCAGGCCCCAGAGAUCCGUCCUCGCAUUGUGUAUGAUGAGAAGGUAGACAUGUUCUCCUAUGGAAUGGUGCUCUACGAGUUGCUGUCGGGGCAGCGGCCAGCGCUGGGCCACCACCAGCUUCAGAUCGCCAAGAAGCUGUCCAAGGGCAUCCGUCCUGUUCUGGGGCAGCCCGAGGAGGUGCAGUUCCAUCGCCUGCAGGCACUCAUGAUGGAGUGCUGGGACACAAAGCCCGAGAAGCGCCCACUGGCCCUGUCGGUGGUGAGCCAGAUGAAGGACCCAACCUUUGCAACGUUCAUGUACCAGCUACCCUGUGGGAAGCAGACGGCCUUCUUCUCAUCCCAGGGCCAGGAGUACAUGGUGGUGUUCUGGGAUGGGAAAGAGGAGUCCAGGAACUACACGGUGGUGAACACGGAGAAGGGCCUCAUGGAGGUGCAGCGGAUGAGCUGUGCGGGAAUGACACUAAGCUGCCAGCUCAAGGUCCAGAACUCUCUGUGGACGGCCACUGAGGACCAGAAGAUCUACAUCUAUAGCCUCAAGGGCAUGUGCCCCUUAAACACACCCCAACGGGCUUUGGACACCCCGGCUGUCGUCACCUGCUUAUUGGCAGUGCCUGUUAUUAAAAAGAAUUCCUACCUGGUGUUGGCAGGCCUGGCCGACGGGCUUGUGGCAGUGUUUCCCGUGGUGCGGGGUGCCCCGGACGACAGCUGCUCCUACCUGUGCUCACACACAGCCAACAGGUCCAAGUUUAGCAUCCCAGAUGAAGACACACGGCAGAACCCCUACCCCGUGAAGGCCAUGGAGGUGGUCAACAGCGGCUCCGAGGUCUGGUACAGCAAUGGGCCCGGCCUGCUGGUCAUCGACUGUGUGGCCCUGGAGAUCAGCAGGAGGCUGGAGCCCUACUCGGCCCCUUCGGUGGUCACCUCGAUCGUGGGCAGCUCCGAGUGCAGGGGGGAGGAGGUCGUCUGGUGCCUGGAUGACAGGGCCAACUCCUUGGUGAUGUACCACGCAGCUUCCUACCAGCUGUGCGCCCGGUACUUCUGCGGGGACCCCAGCCCGCUCAGAGACAUGUUUCCUGUGUGCCCGUUGGGUCCAGAGCCCUGCGGCGGCCACACAGCCAGCCCCAAAGAUCCCAAGGGGGACUCCAUCGCGGACGUGAGCAUCAUGUACAGCGAGGAGCUGGGCACGCAGAUCCUGACCCACCAGGACUCGCUGACUGACUACUGCUCCACGUCCUCCUCCUCAUCCUCCCCCCACCGGGCCCCCAGGUCGUCCUCAAGCCUGCCCUGCUCCCCGGCAAGCUCUGCCAGCGUGCCUUUUGCCGCCAACUAUGAGGACUCCGACAGGCUGCACGAGCCCACCGCAGGCUCCGACAGGUCUGAGCACGACCUGACCCCCGUGGACGGGGAGGCUUUCAGCCAGCACCUGCAGGCCGUGAGGAUCCUAGCCGUGAAAGACGUCAUCUGGGUCCCCAGGCGCGGCGGCGAUGUUAUCGUCAUCGGCCUGGAGAAGGACGCCGGAGGCCAGCGGGGCCGUGUCAUCGCUGUCUUAAAAGCCCGCGAGCUGACUCCGCGUGGGGCGCUUGUGGAUGCGGCCGUGGUGGCAAAGGACACGGUUGUGUGUGGCUUUGAGAACGAAAACAUGGAAUGGUGCCUGGCUGUCUGGAGGGGCUGGGGCACCAGGGAGUUUGAUGUUUUCUACCACUCCUACGAAGAGCUGGGCCGGCUGGAGGCUUGCAUGCGGAAGAGAAGGUAAUUCCUAUGGAAUGACAGUUGUGCAGAGUGGCCGCCCCAGGCCCACACCCUGACCCCUCUGCCUGCAGCCCGCAGCCUCCUGAGGACCCAGAAGAUGGACUGGGUUCUCCCAUGAACCACUUGCUGCUAGAAAUGCUGAGAAGUUAACCACCCUGGCGGUGGUUUUGGGGUUCUCCGGUUCUCCAGGGCGGAGUUAGCUGCCUACCUCCAUUCUCCCACUGCGGAGAGAAGAUGGGUGGGAGAAACUCUCCCUGCCUCCUGCAUCCACUUCCAAAGAGCAGGGGAGGGGGAUCCUGCUCUGUGCUGGGUCACACAAAGUAGGGGUGUGGGCUGGGCCUUUACAGAGCAGGCCUGCCCGUUUUCCUCCCCACGGCUGGGACAGAAUUACACUAGAGGCUCUCAGUUAGGGGAGCAGUUCGGGGCAGGGUGGGAGGAGGGCGAUGACCCUUGCCCCUUCCCCCCAGUGGCCUCCAGGCUCUCAGGACAUUUCACAAGCCUCUGGGUCCCCGGGGCCUGGGGCCCCGCUUGGGCAAGCAGAGAUCAGGUAUCUCCCGCUCAGGAAAGUCUCUGUGUGAGAAACCCUUGGGGGAAUGAAUGAGUUCCUUCAAGUGACACAGCCAGAAAGCCCAGAGCUAGUCCAGCGCCCAGAGCACUGCCUCAGCCUUUACAUUCUUCUUCUGCCGACAAAAGGCAGGGGAAACUCAAUCAGCAGGACUUGAGAAAGGGCCGUGUGUUUAUAGCUUUGUAAAAUACACUUGGACGCAGCUGGAACGCAAACCCUGUUUGUUUGCACAUAAUAAUCUUGCUUAUCACUUUAACAAAUUAAGUAAUAGCUCAGUGGUUGGGCCUCAGUUGUGAAGUCACAUUGUAUGGGGCUUCUACCAAAUGAUGUAUUUGCUAAACAUUUACUACACACGUGUACAGCAGAGUAGAAAAAGUGAAAUUGUUAAUGGGGGAUGUAUGGGUGUGAUGGCAAGAAUUUUUACAAAUGAUGCACACACACGCACACACAUGCACACGCACACGUACCGCGUGGUUACCCAGAGUAACCGUUUGAGGCUGCUUCACCCGGGAUGGCAGGAUGACCGUGAGGUCAUACUCCAGUUCAAGUUGUUAAUCUUUUUCUAAAAUUAAGUUAUGAAAACCAAGCUUAAGAUUUGCUGGGGUAUGCAGGCAAAUGUGGUUCCUUUUAUCUGAAAAUAAACAGACCCUCUUGAGAAC